This is a messenger RNA of Pistacia vera, 3484 nucleotides long. RefSeq names its product disease resistance protein At4g27190-like. The coding region runs from base 2 to 3484 and encodes 1160 amino acids. Gene Ontology annotation, molecular function: ADP binding; protein binding. The record is from RefSeq and is a predicted model, not a curated record. The transcript is spliced from 3 exons. Lineage: Eukaryota; Viridiplantae; Streptophyta; Magnoliopsida; Sapindales; Anacardiaceae.
CAUGGAGUUUGCUUCUUCAGUUGUUGGGAGCAUUACCGGGAGCAUUACCGACUGCUUGUUCGGCGCAGCAGGCCGUCACCUCGGUUACUUGUUUCACUACAACGACAACAUUGGAACGUUGGAAAACCAAGCUAAGAAACUUGCAGGUAUCAGAGAGAGGGUACAGGGAUAUAUUGAUGCUGCUGCAAGGAAUCUUGAAAUUAUUGAAACUGAUGUGCAGAACUGGAUGACAGAAGUUGAUAAAAUCUCUGCAGAAGCUGCAAAGUUUUUGGAAGAUGAAGUCAAUGCAAACAAGAGGUGUCUCAACGGGUGGUGUAUUAAUCCCAGAUCCCGUUACAGAUUCAGUAAGGAGGCGAAAGACAAGAAUGUUGCGAUUUCUCAGCUCCUAGAAGAUUGGAAAGUUGAGAAGAAGGUAUCUCGUCCUGCUCCUCCUCCAGGAAUUAUUUAUCCAUCUGAGGUAUUUUCUGGAACUUUCGAAUCCAGAAAAUCAAUUAUGAAGCAAAUCUUGGAGGCCUUGGGAGAUGACAACGUCAGUAUCGUUGGAGUGUGUGGAAUGGGCGGUGUGGGUAAGACCACGUUAGUGACAGAAAUCGUCAAACAGGCAGGUGAAGAUAAGCGAUAUGGUGUUGUAGUGAUGACAACUGUGUCUCAAACCGUAAAUAUUAUGAAUAUUCAGGGGGAAAUUGCUCGGAUGCUGGGUUUGAAAGAUCUGCCGGACGAUAGCGAGACAGCUAGAGCAAGAUCCCUUUGGGAAAGAAUCAAGAAGGAAGAAAAGAUGCUUGUAAUAUUAGACGAUGUUUGGAGAAGAAUUGAGCUGUAUGAGAUUGGAAUUCCUUUUGGAAAUGACCAUAGAGGUUGCAAGAUUGUGCUCACCUCUCGAAGCAGAGAUGUAUGCGACGAAAUGGAUGCUCAACCGAUAUUUACGGUUGCAACGUUAUCAAAAGAAGAAUCUUGGGUCCUUUUUAAGGAGAAAGCUGGAGCAUGUGUUGACAACAGUGAUUUAAACCCAAUUGCCAGACAAAUAGCUGCUGAAUGUGGUGGUUUGCCGAUUGCAGUUGUUACCAUAGCAACAACAUUGAAGAACAAAAACAAGUAUGUCUGGAUUGACGCGGCACGACAACUCAAAACGUCUACCCCAACAGACAUCCGAGGCUUGCAAGGAAGUGUGAUUUCAUCUUUGGAGUUGAGCAUCAAAUAUCUAGAGAGUGAAGAUGCGAAAUCAUUGUUCUUCUUUUGUAGCUUAUUUCCAGAGGAUUUCGAAAUCUCAAUUACAAUUUUAGCGAGAUAUGGAGCUGGAUUGGGGUGGUUCAAAAAUGUUGACACAAUGGAGCAUGUUAGAGACAGAGCAAGUGCUAUUGUAAGUUCCCUUGUCUCUUCUUUUCUCUUGAUUCAUGAAGAAAAUGACGACGAUGAUGAAGAUUAUGAUGUGUAUGUUAAAAUGCAUGAUGUUGUACGUGAUGUUGCACAUAUAAUAGCACCUAAGUACAACCAAAUACUCUUGGUGAAAGCUGGCAUUGGUUUGGAAGAAUGGCCGGAAAGAGAUACAUUUGAAAGUCUCACAUGUAUCUCAUUGAUGUCAAAUAAUAUUAAAGCGGUACCUGAUGGGAUGGAAUGUCCAAAGUUGCAGUCUUUACUAUUGCAAAAGAAUCAUGAAUUGGUUCUCCCUAACAAUUUCUUUCAAGGUAUGAAAGAUCUUAGAGUUCUAGACUUGAGUAAAACUCAACUAUUGCCACUGCCCGAGUCACUUUCUUUGCUUACAAAUCUUAGAACACUGUAUCUUUACUAUUGCAAGUUGGGCGAUUUAUCUAUAAUCGGGCAACUAAGCAACCUAGAAAUUCUUAGUCUUUGUGGUUCUAAUAUUAGGGAGAUACCUAUCUCUUUUAGCAAAUUAAUUCAUUUGAGGCUAUUAGAUUUGAAUCUCUGUCUAAAGCUAAAGCGAAUAGCACAUGGUGUUAUAUCAGCUCUUUGUAAGUUAGAGGAGUUGUACAUUUUCCCAAGUUCUAUGCUUUGGGAUUUUGAAGGAGAUGAGGGGGAUUGGAGAAGCAAUGCCAAGCUUGCUGAGUUACAAUGCUUGUCUGACCUAACUAGGUUGGAAAUUUUUAUCCCAAACCAGGGUCUUUUACCCGAUAAUAACAUGCUGUUCAAAAAGUUAUCGAACUUUACAAUAAUAAUAGGUGAUCCAAAAGUUUUGCAUGUGGAACACUUUCUUAAGAUUAUGAAAAAAUACUCAAGGAAAAUUAUGAUCUCAGGUGGUAAGGUUAUGAUUUCACGAUUGCUUGAUUGCCUUAAGAACUUGAUAAUUGAAAAAACCGAGUUUCUACGUAUCAUCGGUUUGGAAAAUAUGUUUCGUGAACUUGUAGACAGAGGUUUCAAUGAGUUGAGAGGUUUAGCAAUACGUGAUCAGAAUGUAAUGUAUCUCCUAAAUACAUUGGAAGGGGCAUCGAACUUAACAUUCAAAAACUUAGAGGAAUUACAAAUUUGGAACCUUGCCAACUUGAUUGAAAUAUGUCAUGGUGAACCCUCAACCCAGUCCUUCAAUAAGCUAAAAUCUUUAGCUGUGCUUAAGUGUAACAGGUUGUCAAACAUUGUUCCAAGUCAUUUGUUACAGAGGUUUCAAAAUCUGGAAAAUUUUGCAAUAGAUAAUUGUAAAUCAGUGGUACAUAUAUUCGAUUGUGAAGAGCUUAAGGUUGCAAAUGGAGAAACAAAGCUGCUCUCAUCAUUAAAGAAUCUAAAAUUGGAAAAACUGCCAAAGAUGACGAAAAUAUGGAAGGGUGACACUCAAUACAUAAACCUCUGCAACUUGAAUAGAAUAAGUGUGGAAAGAUGCCCAAAGUUAAUUAAACUAUUUUCUCCAGUGUUAUUGCGAAGUCUUAUUAGUUUGGAAGAAAUAGAGAUAAUUGAUUGCAAGAAUUUAGAGGAGAUCUUCAUCUUCGGGAUGAAAGAAGAAGAGGAAUAUGAUGAAAAGGGUAUAGUACCAUGGAGGAAAGAUCACACCACAACCUCCCCAAGUUUGGGAAACUUGACUUCUGUAAUAAUAAUAGGUAGCUCUAAAUUGAAAAACCUUUUUACCCCGUCCAUAGUCAAAAGACUGGUGAAGCUUAAAAGCCUUCGCAUAGUUGGAUGCUCAACACUACAUGAAAUAAUCACAAAUGAGGAAGCAUCAACAAUACAGAGGAUUGUAUUUCCUAGUUUGUCGUCUUUGCACCUUGUAGGUCUAGAUAACAUUGCUUGUUUUAGCUCAGGCUCAUCUUCAAUUGAAUUCCCCGAUUUGGAGUCUGUUUGGAUUUGUGAAUGUCCAAAUAUGAAGAUCUUUGGUUAUGGAGAACAACUGACACCAAAACUCAACAAAGUUAUUAUUGAUUAUCAUGAUGAACAAGAACGAUGGAUGGGUAACCUCAACUCCACAGUGCAACAAUUGUUCAUAGAACAGGAGGGAAGACGGAAACAAUUAGUCAACAACGUAAAUGGUAUGAAUCAUGUUUGA